CAUGGCAUGAUUAGCAGUUCUGGAUCAACACUGUUUGAAGAGCUUGGACUUUACUAUAUAGGUCCCGUUGAUGGUCAUAACAUGAAUGAUCUUGUUGCCAUUCUCAAUGAAGUUAAAAAUACUGAAACAACUGGUCCCUGCGUGAUCCAUGUUGUCACUGAAAAAGGCCACGGAUACCCUUAUGCAGAAAGAGCAGCAGCCAAGUACCAUGUGGUAUCUAAGUUUGAUCCAGCAACUGGAGAACAAUUCAAGGCCAAGGCCACCACCAAGUCAUAUUCAACAUACUUUGCAGAGGCUUUGAUUGCAGAAGCAGAAGCUGACAAAGACAUUAUUGGAAUUCAUGCUGCGAUGGGAGGUGGAACUGGCAUGAAUCACUUCCUUCGUCGUUUCCCAACAAGAUGCUUUGAUGUGGGGAUAGCAGAACAGCAUGCUGUUACCUUUGCGGCAGGCUUGGCUUGUGAAGGUUUUAAGCCUUUUUGUGCAAUUAACUCAUCCUUCAUGCAGAGAGCUUAUGACCAGGUGGUGCAUGAUGUGGAUUUGCAAAAGCUGCCUGUAAGAUUUGGAAUAGACAGAGCUGGAUUAGUUGGACCAGAUGGUUGCACACACUGUGGUGCAUUUGAUGUCACUUUUAUGGCAUGCCUCCCUAACAUGGUGGUGAUGGCUCCUUCUGAUGAAGCAGAGCUUUUUCAUAUGGUUGCCACUGCAGCUGCCAUUGAUGAUCGACCCAGUUGUUUCCGAUACCCGAGAGGGAAUGGUGUUGGUGUUGAACUACCACCAGGGAAUAAAGGCAUUCCUCUUGAGAUUGGGAAAGGUAGGAUACUAAUUGAAGGGGAAAGAGUGGCUUUGUUGGGCUAUGGAUCAACUGUUCAGAGCUGUGUGGCUGCUGCUACCCUCUUGGGAGAUCUUGGCUUGCAUGCAACAGUGGUGAAUGCACGUUUCUGCAAGCCAUUGGAUCAUUCCCUAAUUCGAAGCCUUGCAAAAUCGCACGAGGUUUUGAUCACCGUGGAAGAAGGAUCAAUAGGAGGAUUUGGGUCUCAUGUUGCUCAGUUCAUGGCCCUUGAUGGCCUUCUUGAUGGAAAAUUGAAGUGGAGGCCAAUGGUUCUUCCUGAUUGUUACAUUGACCAUGGAUCACCUGCUGACCAAUUGAAUGAAGCUAGACUUACACCAUCUCACAUAGCAGCAACAGUUUUCAAUUUACUUGGACAGGCAAGAGAGGAACUAGAGGUCAUGACAAAAGAGAAAUGCAAAGAAGGGGUUCAAUUUUCAUCCCCUGAAAUGUACAAAGUAGCGUGAUUCACCUGGUGGAAGAUGCAGAUUGACACAUAAUAGUGCCUACUAGUUAGCUAGAAUCUCAAUUUUUUCCAUGGGUAUGCAAAAGCCUUUUGUGUUCUGUUAUCUGCGCUGAAAUUCAUUAACUAAUUGUGUUGUACAAAAAGUUUAGGUGGAAGGAAGGUUAGCCAAUCUAGCACAUUCGUGGGGGUAGAAUUUAUGCUCUUAGCGCAACCUUCUUCUCAUUUGACAGUGUUUCUGUUUUAUGAUGUUUUAGGGGUGACAACCCCUGGUAGUAUUAUUGCUUUGUAACUAUCCCUGGGCUUAGGCCCCUUUCAUUUUCCCAAAAAAAAAAUUGUUGACUUUACAA
Molecule: messenger RNA, 1639 nt
Organism: Glycine soja
Lineage: Eukaryota; Viridiplantae; Streptophyta; Magnoliopsida; Fabales; Fabaceae
Product: probable 1-deoxy-D-xylulose-5-phosphate synthase, chloroplastic
Exons: 5
Coding region: 7-1293 (428 amino acids)
Biological process (GO): terpenoid biosynthetic process; chlorophyll biosynthetic process
Cellular component (GO): chloroplast
Molecular function (GO): 1-deoxy-D-xylulose-5-phosphate synthase activity
Source: RefSeq, a predicted model, not a curated record